Messenger RNA from Enterobius vermicularis (human pinworm), 318 nucleotides. NCBI's taxonomy places the organism in Eukaryota, Metazoa, Nematoda, Chromadorea, Rhabditida, Oxyuridae. The record is from the annotation of a GenBank genome assembly.
AUGACAGAAGAAGCCGUUGAAGGAGACGUAAAAAAUGUUCUUGUUUAUGAGCGUCGGAAAGAUGUGUUUUAUCCGUGGCUUUGUACUGCGACUUUACUUGAAUUUGUCUACGUGAAGCAACCGGUAGUUGUGGACGGUAAUCUGAAUUGUUGCGUAAUUGGUGGUUUUAUUGUUGGUGUUAUUCAUGUAUUCGUGAAAAUUGUCUCGAUGGCAAUAUUAGUACAGGAGUGGUUGAAAGUUGAUGCGAAAAAUUUCUCAGGCCAAUUUAAUCAACAGUUUUAUCGCAUGGCUUUGGCCACUUGUGUAAAAAUUGUGUGA